Sparassis crispa is the source of this 213-nucleotide messenger RNA. RefSeq lists its product as hypothetical. The transcript has a single exon. The record is from RefSeq and is a predicted model, not a curated record. NCBI's taxonomy places the organism in Eukaryota, Fungi, Basidiomycota, Agaricomycetes, Polyporales, Sparassidaceae. The coding region runs from base 1 to 213 and encodes 70 amino acids.
AUGUUCACACUGUCACAAUCGAGGCCUGCACCCAUCCCUUGGCGCGCACCUACCCGUGCUGCUGCUGCUCCUCGUCGCUCCCGGCAUUUCGCGCUCCCUGAUGCGCCUCUGAUCGAACGAUCGGCUCUAUCGUCCCCGCCCCCGCCCCCGCCCUCUCCUCUCAGGCACACCCAGCCACAGAUCACUACACCAUCUGCUUCCGGCCUGCGGUAA